Molecule: messenger RNA, 2026 nt
Organism: Bemisia tabaci
Lineage: Eukaryota; Metazoa; Arthropoda; Insecta; Hemiptera; Aleyrodidae
Product: chymotrypsin-2
Biological process (GO): proteolysis
Molecular function (GO): serine-type endopeptidase activity
Source: RefSeq, a predicted model, not a curated record
AAAAAAAAAAAAAUUAAGGGUGAAUUACAACUAAUUACUGUAUGUGUGUUAAUUGUGAUAUGGCCUACAUUUUGCAAUUCAGAACGAUAAUUUCUGGCUCAUCUGUAAAAACACUCAUGUGCAUAGGGAAACUAAGAGUACUUAUGUUGUUCCUUGAUUGAGCCAGAAUUUGUAGUUCCUAAUUGCAAAAUGCAGUCCAUAUGUAAUAGCUACAACAGUGAUAACCAGGAUAUAGAAACAUAAUUGAGUAUUUUUCUGGUAUGAAUGUACGUGUCCGUGGUCCUAAAUUGGUCAUAGCAGGCGGACUCAUAAUAAAAAAAAUUAAAAAAUAAAUAUUUUCAUUGAGUUCCGAUCAAAAGAAGUAUAGGGAGGGGAAGGAUUAACUUAUUAAUUUUCUACCCACCAAAUAUGUAACCAUAGAAACUUCAGUUACUCAUGGUAGAGUUUUUGUUUAUUUAAUUAACCGCAAAAUAAAAAAUCCUGAGGUGAUUCUCCCUCAUGCAAGUAAUUCCAGUUAUGAAAGUAUGUCUUCCAUUAAAAUAUUUCACUCUCUUGUGGCCGAUUAAAUAAAUGAGAGCAUAUUGUGACAAGAUAAACAAGCUCCACAUGUCUACGUGGCCUGUUGGCAAGUGAGGGCCGUAAAGCUCAAUUUUUUUGUUUUGUUGUUGUGAAUAAAAAAAUGAGGAUGAAAAUUAUAGCCAAAAUGAAUAAGUAUUGUUUCAUUUUAUAAUGACUAACCAAGAAAAAAUUGAUUUAUGCAUUUAUUAGGUGCUAAUAGCAUUGACUGAUGCUUUCGAACUGUUGAAUUUUUCACUAUUGAAUGGAUGAGAGAAUUCACUGACUGAGCUGAUAAAAAUGUCAUGCUCUUGUUUUUUUUUGCACUGACAUUGAUCAUACAUCAAACAGAGCUCAAGAACAUUCAUCACCUUCAGCGUCGCUUGGCCGGUGGCCUAGUCCCAUGUGCUGGGGAGUUCCCGUACCUUGCAAUAUCGCUGCAUGAGCAAUUACAUUGCACUACAGCGAUCAUUACAGAACAAUGGCUCCUUGGUGCAGCACACUGUUAUAUCAUUCGUGGCAAGAGAAUAGAUCCAAAAGAAAUGUUUAUAGUAGCCGGUAUUCUUGACUACCAAGAUAAGAGUUGUAAAUGGAGGCAAGUUAGACAAGCGUUGGAGAUCCACCUCCAUCCGAAAUUCAAGGAGAAACAAAUUUCAAAGAACGACAUUGGAUUAGUCAAAGUUGAGCCUUUUGAAUUCAACCUAGCAGUGCAAAGUAUACCCUUGAGUGGCAAACCAUUCCCCAUCGAUGAGGAGGUGAGGUGCACAGCUGCAGGCUGGGGUGACACUGAUCGGAUGUCUUUCAAUUCCGUGUUAAGAAAAUUGGACGUAAUUGCAGCUCAGAGCCCGAAAGCUUGCCCAGGACUCCAGAUAAACCAGCGGAGAAGGGUCAUAUGUCUUGUUCAAGACGAGGGCAAAGGUCUUUGCGAUGGAGACUCAGGCGGCCCUUUAGUAUGUGAUGGCGAAAUGGUUGGCGUUGCUCAUCAGGUUUAUUUAGAGACAUACAAGAACUUCUUUGCUCCGCCACCAGAUAGUAUGGAUUGUGGGGCACGUGAAAUCGUCCAUACAUACAUGUUCACCUGCCCUUUUCUUGACUGGAUUAAAAGUUACGUCCCUGAGGUGCCACCUCAGCCACCACAUUGUUUUUAUCGACGCAACUCCUAUCAUUCAACACCUGACUACCGCAGAAUAAACAGCUUCUUACUACCUUUCCUGAAUCAGUCGAGUGUGAAUCACUGAUGGAUUUAUUAGCCUUGAUUUGUUGGCAAGUUAAAACCGCAACCAUUUCACAUUUGAUUUUGUAAAUAGCAUGUCUCGAUGUAUUGUUCAAAUUUAAAAUUAAGUUAGAGAAAAUCAGUUGAGUUGCAAGAAGCAUAGGUCUUAUCUGAAGUUUGCAUCUGCAAGUUUUUGUGAUUGUAUCAGAGACCAUGGCUUGCUAUCUUUUGUAAAAUAAAUGCUUGAUGACAUAUCAA